AAAACAGGACACGAUAUAAAGAGCGCAGUGCGGUAGUCCAGCAGCAGCCUCGACGUGCUGGCCGAUUGCAGGCAAUGCCAGUGAUACGCGUAGGACCCGGGGGCCUCUUGUCUUACAUCCUGAGGUUACGCCGCCGCAGGGUCCCCCACGGCCCAUGUCCGUGGCGGGGAAGAGGCCCGGCGGGGACUCGUUCUCGGGGGAGCUCCAGGCGCAGCUGUCGGCGCCCGGGCAGCUGGCGGUGAGGCCCCGGCUGACAGGGCUGCUGCGCGCCCGGCUGUAUCCGCCGGAGCUGGUACACUUCGAUUUGGACCAGGAGAGCAUCGUGCGCUUCCAGGCCCUCUCCGCGAGGCGUUCCAGCGCUGGCCAGGGGAAGCCCGGCGGCUCUUCGUUCACGGUGCUGCGCUUCGCCCCCGCGUCGGCUCCCGAGAGGGAGAAGCGGGACGGGCGCGAGGCGUUCAACAACUUCGUCACCCGCGCCGGGAAGGUCGCUGGAGAGGAGUUGGACCGCAUGGCCGCGUGCGAGUUCCUCUACGACGCUGUUUGCGGGCCCGACGCCCCCAGCGAAGAGGACAAGCAGAUCAAGGCGAUCCAGGAGGUCCUGAUCUCCUUUGACCGCUCGAGCUUCGGGCAGAUCCGGCGCCUGGCCGAGACGCUCGCGCGCUUCGACCGCGGCGGUGGCGCCGCCGCCGCCGCGGGGCGCGGCGGCCGCGGCCUCCAUACGGGCGAGCGCGAGAUGGACCACGAGUUCGGCGAGAGCCUCGGGCUCGCGUACCCGCUCGACGGCGCCGCCGCGGCCCCCUCCGCGGCGGCCGUGCCCGCGGACCGGCUGGCCGCGGGCCUCGAGGAGCGGCAGGAGCUCUUCUUCCACCGCGCGAAGGCGCUGGUCGCGGGCGACUCCGCCAAGGCUGGGGCGGCCCCGAGGGGCGGCUCGGCGCCGUCGGGCAGGCCGCGCCAGCCCACGCUGGCCUGGUUCCGCGGGCAGUGCGAGCUGCACCUGGUGCAGCAGCAGUCGUCCUCGGGCGGCGGCGGCGCCUCGUCGUCAUCGUCGGCCGCGGCCCCUCCCGGGGGCGGGGCGCCGUCCCUCACGGUGGAGGAGCUCAUGGGGCAGCUCCUCGAGAUGCUGGAGUGCAAGCCCGGGGAGGAGCCCGACCAGAACGCGCUGCUGGAGCUCCUGGGCUUCGAGGCCUUCGAGCUCCUCACGCAGCUCCUGGAGAAGCGGGACGCGCUGCUGGAGGAGUGGGGCGAGCUGAAGAAGCGCGCCUGCACCCUGGUGGGGCAGCGCGAGGCGGCGGCGGGCCCGGCGCCGCCGCAGAGCCGGAAGGUGCCCGGGGUCGGCAUCACGGUCACGUCCGAGAGCGAGAAGCGGAACGCCAAGCUGCGCAGCAAGGCUGCGCAGAAGGCGGCCAGGGAGGCGACGGACGGCAACAACACACAGGCACAGACGAUCGCGGCGCUGCGGCUCCUUGCCAGUAUAGGCAUCGAUGGUGAGGAAGCCGACGAGGGCGUGCUGAAGCCUAAGGUCGCUGCGCCCAAGGCGAAAGCGGCGACAGGCAAUCUGUAUCAGUCGAACCUGGCCGGUAUGGGCCUAAGACUUGUUCUGCCAGAGGGGACGGAGCGCAAGAUGCUGAAGGGCUACGAGAAGGUGACCGUGCCCGCCGCUCCCACGUUCGAUCACACGACGGUUGAGCUCAGACCAGUAAGAGACAUGCCAGAGUGGGCGCGGGUCGCCUUCAAAGGCACCGAGAGUCUAAACACGAUCCAGUCGAUAGUUUACAACGCGGCAUUCGGCCGAUCACAGAACAUGCUGAUCUGUGCUCCGACCGGGGCUGGCAAGACGAACAUCGCCGUGCUGUGCAUAUUGCGCCUCAUCGGACAGCACAUGGACGCCGCAGGCGGUGUCGGGCGAGAUUUCAAGGGGCCGGCGAAUCUACAUGGCGCCCAUGAAGGCGCUCGUGGGCGAGAUCGCCGAGAAGUUCGCUUCGCGGCUCGCGCCCCUGGGCGUGCGGGUGGCCGAGCUCACUGGAGACAUGCAGCUGACGAAGAAGGAGAUCGAGGAGGUGCACGUGAUCGUCACGGUGCCCGAGAAGUUUGA
Messenger RNA from Prorocentrum cordatum, 2092 nucleotides. The record is from the annotation of a GenBank genome assembly. Lineage: Eukaryota; Dinophyceae; Prorocentrales; Prorocentraceae.